Messenger RNA from Sceloporus undulatus (fence lizard), 1008 nucleotides. RefSeq names its product olfactory receptor 51G2-like. The transcript has a single exon. Lineage: Eukaryota; Metazoa; Chordata; Lepidosauria; Squamata; Phrynosomatidae. Gene Ontology annotation, molecular function: G protein-coupled receptor activity; olfactory receptor activity. Gene Ontology annotation, biological process: G protein-coupled receptor signaling pathway. The record is from RefSeq and is a predicted model, not a curated record. The coding region runs from base 1 to 1008 and encodes 335 amino acids. Gene Ontology annotation, cellular component: membrane.
AUGGAGCUGCCGACCCUGCAGGGCGGUCCUUCACCAGCAAUGAACGGCACUCUCAGCAAUGUUAGUGCCUCCUCUCCUGGGCGCGUUUUCCUCCUGAUGGGCUUCCCUGGACUGGAGUCUGCCCCAUACUGGUUGGCCUUCCCAGUUUGCCUGGCGUUCCUGCUUUCAGCUCUGGGGAACGGGAGCAUUCUCCUUCUCCUCUGGCUGGAGACCAGCCUCCAUGCGCCCAUGUACCUCCUCCUGGGCAUGCUGGCCGCCUGUGACUUGGGCCUGUCCACCGCCCUCCUGCCAACGAUGCUCCAGGUCUUCCUCUUGGGAUCCCGAGCGAUUGGGGAGGCAGCAUGCUUCUCUCAGCUCUUCUUCAUCCACUCCUUCUCCAUCAUGGAAUCCUCUGUCCUCCUGGCCAUGGCCAUUGACCGCUUUGUGGCCAUUUGUCACCCCCUGAGAUACGCCUCCAUCAUAACCAACGCCAGGCUGGUCCAGGUGGGCUUGGCGAUUGUCCUGCGGGGCCUGGCCUUGCAUUUCCCCAUCCCCUUCCUCCUAAAGAGACUGACCUUCUGCCGCCCCAGCCUCCUUUCUUUCUCCUACUGCUUGCACCCGGACAUCAUGAAGCUUGCCUGCCAGAAGCCCUCAUUGGUUGCCAUCUAUGGCCUUCUUGUGGUCUUCUCCACCAUGGGCUUGGACCCGAUCCUGAUAGUCUUGUCUUACGCCUGCAUCCUGAAGACCAUCCUGGGCAUCUCCCUGUUGGAGGAGCGCCACAAAGCCCUCAACACCUGCGCUUGCCACAUCUCCGUGGUCCUGCUGUUCUACAGCCCCAUGCUGGCUUUGUCCCUGCUCAGCCGCCUCAGGGUCCGCGUCCCACCCUUCCUCCAUGUCCUCUUCUCCUAUCUCCACUUCCUGGCUCCCCCCUUGAUCAACCCUGUCCUCUACUGCGUCAAAAUGAAGGAGGUCCGCAGGAUAAUAGCCGCAAAAGUUGCUGGGACCCAAACAGGAAGAUGGGAAGGAUGA